This is a messenger RNA of Xiphophorus couchianus (Monterrey platyfish), 10114 nucleotides long. RefSeq names its product mitotic deacetylase associated SANT domain protein b (gene mideasb). Gene Ontology annotation, biological process: negative regulation of DNA-templated transcription; regulation of transcription by RNA polymerase II. Bases 3839 to 7033 code for a protein of 1064 amino acids. Lineage: Eukaryota; Metazoa; Chordata; Actinopteri; Cyprinodontiformes; Poeciliidae. Gene Ontology annotation, molecular function: transcription corepressor activity. The record is from RefSeq and is a predicted model, not a curated record. The transcript has 16 exons. Gene Ontology annotation, cellular component: histone deacetylase complex; transcription regulator complex.
UUUUUUUUUUUUUUUUUGUUGCCGGUUUUUGUUUUAUUGACAUCACUAUAACUUUGGAUUUAAAUAUCAUGUAAAGCACUUUAAAUUGCUUCGCUGAAAUGACAAAUUCACUGUAUUGUCCAGCCUUGCCAAACCUGGACUAGUUUGUUUUGGUCGACUACAGCUUCUUUAGAAUACAAUUUUGAUACGUAAAGUCUAUUUUUAGAAAAACAAAACAAGGGUAAUUUAUUCAAGAGUGACAUAGAGUGGACGGCUUUUUCUGUGGAACAUGGCUCCAAUAAGUCGAGGAAAAUUGGCAGAUUUCAUACAGCAUAUCUAAAAUAUCUGAAAGAAUACACAGCCUAGGAAGCGGUCAUAUCCCUUAAAAAAAACCUUGGCCUCAGACAGUGCUGAUUGACAAGCUGUUGGCUGUGGUUGUCAAAGUAGCCAAUCCAGAAGCGGCAUUUCUGAAGGCGCUGAUUGGUGGCGAGAAGGAACAUCGUACAUAUUAGCUUCUGGAGUAGUGCUUAGACAAUUACCACGGUGAGUAUUAAUGCAUAUUCAGAUAUAUUUGGCGUUGGCACUAUUAAAAUAGGCAGUAUUGAGUGUUUCAUUUUUAAUACGGGGUCUCAAUUGUUCGUGGAUUUCAGAUAUUCGUGGGCAGCUGAGUGGUACUAAUUAAAUAUAGAAGACAUUUGUGGUGCAAGUUCUCUUUGACAAGAGCCUGUGGAGAUGAUCUGUCACUUGUCCCCUUCCAGAUAAUGUAGUUCCAGCGGACCAUAUUUGAUUAGCUUGCUUUGUGAGGGGCAGGGUUAUAUUGUGUGAUUGUUUUGAGAUUACAGUCCACUAGAUUACAGAAGAAACUGCAUUCUCAGUGAUAGACUGCAAGACAAAACAAGACAUUCUCACGACAGCAGUGAAACAAAAUUCACUGCCGGCAUUCAUAUCCUAAAACAUGCCUAGAUGAAAGGCUUCAACCGUUUUUAUUUAUAAUAUUUGUACACUAUACAGAUAUAUUUUCUUUCAUUUUGUCAUUUCCGAGGGUAAUUUUGCAAGGAAUUCAUUUGAUGAGCACAUUUUGUGCACAGUGUUGCUCAUUGCGAGGGUCCGGAAGGUUUUAGAAGGUGAUGCACAGACUAAUUAUAUGCAUUUGAAGAAGCUUAAAAAGUCCAGACCUAUAGCCUUGCACUCGUUGAAUAUUCCCACGCUGCCUUUUUCUGUAAAUGAGCAACAACCAGCUGUAGAGCGUCUUCGCAGUCAACGGGGAUUCCCCUCGCAUUCUGACAGUUUGUAUGAUUUCUAAGAGCCUGAGCUGAGCUGCAGUGUAAUAAUUUGUAAUGCUCCGGAAAAAUUACUAAGAUUGAAGAAGUUGUUCUCAUAAUAAAUCUGAUUCUCCUAUUCCUUUUGAAUCUUUUUUUUUUUUCUUUUUUUACCCUAAGGCCCAAUAGUACUUCCUCUGGAGUUCCUGAACACAAACUUUCUAAUUAUAGAGGUGGCUGACAGACCAGUACAGUGACACUUAUUACAGAUUGCAGGUCUUCUAUUUUAAACCCUGUGCUAUUAAUCAGACGCAUAUACAGUGCAUUAAAGCCGACAGAACAUGUACAAGCUGCGAGCUCUUCAGAAAACAGUGCUAUUCUGUUAUUCUGGCUCAUGUGUGUGCAGAGCACACAAUGAGGGCUGUUUGCAGUGGUUUUCUGUUGGAGAAAUGGCUGCCGUUUGUACUGCCUGUGACCUCAGCAUCUUUAGAUAAGGGAUCCUCCUUCACCUCCGCACAAAGCCUGCUGUAAGCCUGUGCGUUGCCGUCCUCAAACCUGCUAAAAAGAUAUCGAGGCGGCGCAAUGCCUCGGUGAAAACUGCAAAUGAUUUCGGUCUCUACAGUUAACAUUUUGUUUACGUUAUGUUACAUCAAGGUAAUUUUGGUUACGUGGCAGAUAAGUGACGGUUUUAUGGAUAAAACCGUUUUUUAAAACUGCAGACGACUUCAGGAGGGCCACUUGAUCAGAUAGGCUGACUCAUUAACCAACUAAUAAUGGUGAUGACUAAUAAUCAGCUUCUUAUGCUAGCAUUUGUUGGUUUUUGUUUUAGUUUUGUGCAUCAUAACCAAAUUGGCGGUUGCUGGGGAUAUCGUAGAGCUGUAAUAUUUAAAGAUUCACCGAUUUCCAGGUCUUUUUUUGUUGUUGUUGUUGCUGUUGUUUUAUCUUUCCCGCUAAUUCCACCUUGACCAGAACUGGUCAAAUCAGAAUUUGAAUAAAUCGGAAAGAAUAUUCAGAUUGCUGGUUACCGAUCAGAGCCGAUUGAUCAGUUCAUCUGUAGUAAAGAUCAAUGUGUUUAUAGUAUUUUUACUACCUGCUGAAAUAAUCAGUGCUUGUCUUUCUUAGAAAAAAACAAAAUCAAGUUAGGUCAUGCUGCACAUCCUAGUAUUACUUUCUGCCUAUACAUAGAGAUAAUGAGAUUGUCACACCGGCCCAUCGCUUCUCCCUCUUUAUGUCAGCUGUGUUUUUUUUUUUUGUUUGUUUUUUUUAAGUUAAAGCAGAAAAAAUUGUUUGCUUAGUCUCAUUUGCCAUAACUUCCGAGUAAUUGCCACUUUCGUUUAUUUGCGAAUACCACCGAUGUUUCCCAUGCCUUCAGAAUGUUUUCUUAUCUGAAAUCUGAUUAAUUUUCCUCUUCUGGGACAAUUCUGAGGAAAACAAGAAGGUGAACUCAUGCUGAAAGUAUUAGGUGUAGCCUUAAUAUAAAAUAAACAAGACUGUUUUCAUCCUCCCACAUCCCCCAGGCGGAUGUAAUAGGGAUUACCUGCACCGCGCAGGCAUUCCGAGAGUUUGUCAACGAGCAAAACAGAGAAAGUUCGUGAAAGCAAAGAUGAAUUCCGGUGUAAUCGGGUGCGUCUCCCCCCACGCCCCUCCUUCAUCCCUGCGGUCCUCCCUCGUGUGUUGGAAUUUCCCGCAUGGACCGAGAGGGAUCUUGCUCCGUAAAUUACAGCGCCUUCGCGUGUCAGAGGAAGAGCCUUUUAUGGGCAGGGAAGUGGGCGGGGCCACGGAGCAGGCGGCGGGCAGAGAGGAGGUGGCAAUCACUAGACAGCCAGAGAAGCGCUGUCGAUGCGCGGCAGCAGCAGGCCGCGUCCUCCUUCUUCUUCUUUUUUUUUUUAAAGCCUUUUCGUGCAAUCACAGUGCAAUAAUGUGCAACAAACAGCGGCUGCAUUGCGCUUCUGUUCUUGCGCAUUAGCACGUUUGUGUUUACGCUCCCACGUCAAAAUCCCCCUCCGCCCCCUCACCUCCCUCCUCACUUGUUUUCUUCUUCUUAGCUGGGGGCACCGAAGGGAAGGGAAAGAGGGGCCGGGGGGGAGAGAAGUCCAAAUGCGUGAGGUCAGCAGCGUAGCGUGAGUCAACCUCGGGGAUGUGUGCAGUCAUCAUCGCGGACCUGCUGCUGCUGCUGCCGCUGCCGCCGCUGCUGCUGGCCGCACGAGAGAGCUACCCAGCGCGGCUGAGCAGCUCCUCGCACUUUGCUUUGGCGGGAAAACGAGCGCUUUCUCUUCUGCUGCGCGUCUCACAAAGCUGUUAGGAGUUUGAUAAGGGCGUUGGAGCUCCAAGUGUGCCAGUCGAUGAUGAACUUCGCCUCUGAGUGUUUGUGCGAAACAGCUCAACAUGAACACAGUGCGUUGAUAACUGGGUGUCGCCCAUGAAUGAGAAAAACACAGAGACUUCUUCAGAUCGUUUCACCCCCGACUGGAGAUUGUGAAGAACUUCAAAGGGAUUUUUUUUUUUUUUUUACUGUGAAUAAGAAAAGAAGACUUUGUUUUAAGUCAAAAGAACAUUCUGUAUAGGCCUGGGUUGGAGUGGUUCCCUGCUUCAGCCCAUUCAUGCUCGUCAUGAGCGUACCAGCCCAGCAGAAACCCAGCGCCAAGAGAACGGGGAAACGCAUCACGUUUUUCGGCGACCAACCAGGAGACCUGAUGAAGGAGACGUCGCAGCAUCCCGACGGGGCGUACUUCGUCCCCGGCGGCACCGCCGCCGCCGCCUCAGAGUCCGGACAAAGCGAGGCGGCGAGUACAGUGACCUCCAACCCUGAGGCUCCUCACAUGUACUUCAACUCUGUGAUCUUCAGCCCAGAUAAGGGUGACCAGAACAGGGGCCACUAUCAGCAGACAGUGCCGAUGAAGUGGGCUCACCCGGAGCCCAGUCAGCAGCAGCAGCAGAGAGCUGCCUCCUGGACUGCCAUGCCUAGCUGGGCGCCGGCUUUUCCGAAUCUCACAAGGACCCAGAAUGCGUUUGUGAAGGCGAUGCACGAGACUCCCCCCGGCUUGCAGCUGCAUCAGCAGCCAACCAACGCUGUGAAGUCUCGAGCUCUGGAGUGGGAGCAGCAGCAGCAGCAGACAUCCCAAAUCUUUCAGGAGACUAUGAAACCAGGGGCGCUGAACGCUCAGCAGCAGAGCGCCCCCCACCCCGGAGGAAGCUCCGUCUUGCAGUCCUUCCAGCUGGCCUUCGGUCAGCCCAAACAGCACCUGCCCGCUUAUUACCAGACCUUCCAAGGGAGCAGGAACACACUACCGAACCCGCCGAACUACUCGAAUUCGAAGCAGUCUUCGCUGCAUCUUCAGCAGCUGCAGAAUCAAGAGCAAAUGCAACGGCAGCAGCAGCAGCAUGUCAUCCAGCAGCAAAUUCAACAGCAUCAGCAAAUCAUCCGGCAUCCACAUGUCCAGUUACAGCAGCAGCAGCAGCAGUUACACCAUGAGCAGCAACAACAGCAACAAAAGAUGCAACAACAGCGGCAACAGCUCCAGAUUCAGCAGCAAAUGCAACAUCAGCAGUCGCAACAACAAAACCCCCAUGUGCUAGACUGUUUCUCUGCGGCACAAAACGCACACCCGCAGCCCGUGGUCGUGCACUCGCAGGAGUCCACUGCUCCGGCUCCGCCGAAGAUCCAGGAGCCGCUGAUCCAGGACAUCACGCCAGAACCCCAGCAGCAGCCAUCCGAUCCUCUGCAGGCCCCCCUACCGCCCGAGCCGUCGUCGCAAUCGCAGGCGCAGCUCCGCAGAUCUCGCCGGCUGUCCAAGGAAGGCGGGGCGCCGUCUGACAACCCUUUCCUUUGCGGGCCCUCGGAUCAGUCGGGCCCGGAGAACGGGGCCCGUGACGUCCAGGCGGCGCCCACGGGGGUCAUCCAGAGCACUCGCAGGAAGCGCCGGGUGUCCCAGGAGGUCAACCUGGAGAUGCUCGCUCAAGAGGCUUCAGAGAGGAAGUCUCCUUCACUAAGCAAGGAGCCUCACAGGCCGUGGAGUCCCGCCGAACCGGAGAGCAUGAACGCCAAGCGGCCCCGAGACGACAGCCUCCUUCCGCUCGUCAUCCCUGUGUCCGUCCCCGUUCGGAGACAGGACACCUCGUCUCCGGAUAGGGAUGGAGCAGCCGUGGCAACCAGCUGGCCUCACCGGCCUCCCAACCACCAGGACCUCGGGCGAGCCGAUCACAAGCCCUCGGUCAUCGUCACCCGCAGACGCUCGCUCCGAAACUCCUUAUCAGAAAGUUCAGAGCAGAAUGAUGGCACGGAGGGAGAGAGGGACGACGACGGCAGGAAGUCCAAACGACGUCCCCGACCAGAGCCUCUCUUCAUCCCGCCGCCCAAACCGAGUUUAUUCAUCGCCCCGCCCGUCUACUCCAGCAUCACGCCCUACCAGAGCCACCUUCGCUCCCCCGUUCGCCUUGCCGACAACCCGAUCACGAUGCCCCCGUACACGCCUCCGCCGAUCCUCAGCCCCGUUCGGGAGGGCUCGGGCCUCUACUUCUCCACCUUCCUCUCGUCGGCUGCAGCCAGUGGUCCGGGCCUGCCCCCUCCUGCGACUCCCAAGUCAGCCACUCGCAGCUUGUUGCGUUCCAACAGCUGCGACAUCACGCCACCGGUGCUGUCCGCCAUGAGUGAGACCACGCCGGUCAGCAUCGAGCCACGAAUUAAUAUCGGGUCGCGGUACCAAGCGGAGGUGCCGGAGCUGAGGCAGAGGUCAGCUGUCGAACUGGAUCGCCAUCGAGCCGAACUGGUUUGGGCUCCACCGUCCGAACUGGAGGGGAAACCAGACUUCCAGGACAAGGUGGAAGACCUCAUGCACCUGGCCUGUUCCAGUGUUUUAUACGGAGGAGGCACCAACCAGGAGUUAGCACUCCAUUGUUUAUACGAGUCCAAAGGGGACAUAGUGGAUGCUCUGUCUCUGCUGAUGCUGAGGGAUCCAAUCUUCCCAAAGACACAUCAUCUGUCCAGCUACCACUACUCGGGAUCAGACAGCUGGACGGCAGCUGAGAGGCGUCUGUUCAACAAAGGCAUGGCCACGUGUAAAAAGGACUUUUUCAUGGUGCAAAAGCAGGUGACGACCAAGACCGUGGCGCAGUGCGUGGAGUUCUACUACACGUACAAGAAACACGUGAAGAUCGGCCGCAACGGAACGCUAAUUUACGGCGAGAACGAGCCUCCGGAGAGCAGGACGGCAGAGGAGGAGCAGGACCACAAGGCCGCUCAAAGGCUGGAGCCGCAGCAGCAGGAGGAGGACAGCAGGAAGUGGGAUGGUUCAGCUGACAGGAAACAGGAUGUCUGUCCCACCAGGGUGACACACACGCUGCCGUCCACUGAGAAUCUUGCAACAGUCCUCAUUAUGAAGAGCCAGGCGGAGGUGGGAAAGGAGCAGCCGGUGUCCAGGGUCAUCCACCACGCCCAGCCGCCCCAGACCAAACCGCGCUUCGACGGCAACGCGCGCCGGCCGAGCCCCCCGUCGGGCAACAAGGCCGCCGCGGGGCAGGAGGGCGAGUUCCCCUGCAAGAAGUGUGGCAGGAUUUUCUACAAGGUGAAGAGCCGCAGCGCCCAUAUGAAGAGCCACGCGGAGCAGGAGAAGAAGGCGGCGGCGCUGCGACAGAAGGAGGCAGAGGAGCGGGCCGCGGCAAGGGCCGCGGCCGAGGCCGCCGCCGCCGCCAUGGCCGCGCGGCAUCAGAACGGAACGCGGCAGGCGGUCGGCGACAGCGCCAACGACGACUCCUCUGGCGGCGAGGACAGCGACGAUGACGACGACUGGCAGAAUUAGGGCGGAGGCAGAGACCCUCUGCACCCCUCCUUUUUUUUUCUGUUUUUUUUUUUUUACAAACCGCCGUUGCUCGGCGACGUCGGUGACGAUCACUGCUCAAACUUCAGCGAGCGUCCGCAUUUGUUGGGUUCUUCCCAAAGCUCCCCUUUACUCAGCUUUUCCUAGAGCUGUACCUCUCUUGCUCACAGGGCUCGGUGAAAUCAAAGCCAUGCGUCGUCCUGUUGGAUUCCCAGCCGCCGCCGCCGCCGCCUUCCUCCGCACUUUGAGUCCCGCUUUGCUCCGACAGGCGCGUUGGACCUCCCCUUCCGUCUUCUGUUUUCCUUUCACCUUCAGCUCCUCUUCGGACCUCAGUCGACCAAUAUCCGAGCGUCGAGGAUGAAGUGGGAAAGAAAGGCUGCUUCCUUGGACGGACGGAUGGAUGGCAUGUUCGGACUGUUGUUGUCGCCGCUCCUCUGCACUAACAGCUGCCAAAAGUGUUUUUUGAAGCAUGAAAUGGGUUCUGUCUGUUUAUCCGGGCUUUUGGUUCUGUGAAUCCCCCGUCGUCAAACCCCCUUUUUGUUUUCUUUUUUUUUCUUUUUUUUUUAAUAAAACCUGCUCUGUUCCUCACUGUUUUAUGCCUUGGAUGUUAUGACAGUUUCAUUUGAAAAUGACAAUCAAUUUUACACUGUUGGUGUUUUUUAUGGACGUGUACAAUAAGCAGGUCAACUUUUUUCUCCCAUCUCCCCCACCCCUUUUUCUCUGUAGUUCUAUGUGGUUCUUGUUGUUUUUGUGAAGAUUGUUAUUAUUAAUAUUAUUAUUAUUAUUAACAUUAUUAUUAUUCUAGUUUUGGCUGCAGUUUUGUCGAGCCCUUUUUUUUAAAAGCUUUUCUUUUCUUUGUUUUUAUUUAAACAAAAACAAUUGCUCCUUGCUACCUGUUUAUAACUGUGUUUUUUUGUUGUUGUUUUGUUUUUUAAAUAACAAUUUUUUUUUCUUUCAUUGGGAGCCAAGAAAUGAAGAAACGGCAGAAGCGUAUGUGCAAUAGAACAAGUUAUCUCCUCUCACUUCCCAGCACGGUGUUCUCUGUCAGCUCAGAAGCAGCUGCUCUGGAUGCCUCGCUGUCAGGCCUUCGUUACUGAUGGCGGGUUCUGACUGGGACCGUUCAGAACCGCAGGUCUCCACGGACACGAGCGCGACGACAACCGGCCCAGUCCAAACCUAAAACCGCGUUCCAGUAUUUACGGCAUGACAUUGGCUUUCACAAUGUGUGCUUCUUUUUUUUUGUUGUUGUUCUUAAUUGUAGGCGAGAUGUAGGCACGAGCCGGUCUGUCGGUAUAGAUACCUCAGUAUGGCAGUAUUUACACAAGAAAAACUUUAGACUGUAAUGUAUAAUAUGUUUGAAACAAAUUUCUAAUAUCACGUUUAACUUUAGCUCAUCUUUAUUUUGAUUCGGAUACACAGACAAAGAAAUAAAGGUCUGCUAGUUUUCAAGUAAACGCCACAUGGAUGGGAACAUAUGAGAGCCGUCUGUCAGUAAACCAUUUACUUUCAUCAACAGCCGAGCUUUUUGGAAAAGUAGUGAUUUGUAGUAAUUAAUCAGAUUUUUACUCUGAACUAGCGGUUCUGCCUCCUGCUUUCUACCUCAGCUUUGUAGCCGUUCCACAGACUGUUAACAGUAAGAACAUUUCAUCAAAAAAAUAAAUUGUAGUCCUUUUUUUCUUUAGUCCCAUCUAAUCUGAGCUCAGAUUUGAAACAUGAAUAAAAAGUGAUAUGAAUUUGACUUUUUUAAAAAAUUUUUGAUGGAACUUUUCCAUUGUUCUUGCCACGGAUUUAGAUAUUGAUAUUAACCUGCUUUUUUUCUCUCUCUUUUUUUUGGUUAUUUCUGAUAAAAUCUCAAGCGUUCUUUGCAACGGCUCGUUUUCCACGCUCUCUAAAAGCCUGUUGAUGGCAGGAAAUCAUUAACUGACAAACAGUAGAUUCUGAUCUACACAGCUGAACUAAAAUCUCUGUUGGCUCUUAACAUUUUAACAUUAGAACGUGUCGAUUGCCAAGACUAGAUCUCUACUAACAUGGAGAUAAAUCUGUGUCUGCCUUUGGAUUUUUAUUGCUCUGAAAUUCCAGAUUUGGCUGAAAAAGCUGUUUAGAUGACAAUUUGUCAUUUCUCCUCCCCUCCCCAGUUUUUAUUAUUGCAUUGUCUUUUAGAUGCCGAUAUGAAGACAAAGUUUUCAUUUUUCUAAGUAGACUGUUUGCAUCUGUGAUUCCUCUCUUCCCGUUUACCUGAUACGAGGCACUGAGUUGGACCAUUGUAACCGUGACUCAUCUGUUGCUGCAUAUCCCAGUGUUAAGCCCUUUAGCCCGGAGCCGCCGAAGCAACAAAUAGGUGAAAGGGUUGUUUUCCUUUAAAGGACAAACUGGAGGAAGGGAGGAACGUUGAGUGGGGAAAGAGACAAAAACAAGCAGAAUCAGCUCUGCUUACUCUACAAGUUCCAAUCUGGGUCUAUGCACAGGCUGUGUGUGCGAGUGUGUGUUUAAAGCAUCCUGUUAGCAGUGUGUGUGUGUGUGUGUGUGUGUGUGUGUGUGAGUUCUGUGAGGUCAAAUGUUCGACUGCCGUACCAGUCACAAACAAACAAACAAACAAAAAAAGGGUUUCUGCAGACUGUUCACGUUUGGUAUGUUAAUUUAUAUCUCCUUUUUAUUUGGGCUCGUCUCGAGGUUCUUGUUUGGGUUUCGGGUGGGGCGGGGAGCGAUGUUGCAAAAAAAAAAAAAAAAAAGAAAAGGUUUCGAAGAAGAAUUUUUACGGAUGGAAGUGGAGGCCACAGACACUUCUCGUUUCGUCCGUCUGGUCGAGGGGAAAAAAAUAAAAUUUCCGAAGAAAAUGUUUAUUUAGCUAAAGAUUGGAAAUAUAUAAUAUGAACGGAAUUCUAUGUUUGCAUACUUUUUAUGCUAUUUUUGUAUAGGGUUCACACUAAUGAUAAAAUCAGAAAGGAAUCUCAAGUGCUUUUUACUACGGUGUAACUUAUUUGUGUUGAUUUGAUUUUUACCACCUGUGUUUUUGGUAAUGAUUUAUGGAAGCACUGUAUAUUAAAGGUUCAAAACAUUCUCCGA